Molecule: messenger RNA, 828 nt
Organism: Saxophila tyrrhenica
Lineage: Eukaryota; Fungi; Ascomycota; Dothideomycetes; Mycosphaerellales; Extremaceae
Exons: 3
Coding region: 1-828 (275 amino acids)
Molecular function (GO): metallopeptidase activity
Source: RefSeq, a predicted model, not a curated record
AUGAAGUUCUCUUCUUUCGUACUGGCUGCUGCUGCUGCAGUCUAUGCCUCCGCUCAAGAAGUCACCCGCUGCGGAAGCCCGGCGCCUCCCUCAUAUCUGGUUACUCCCCUCAACCAGACGGGUGUUCAGUUCUCCCUGCUCAAGCAGAGCUCAAGGAGCGUGGACACCUAUGCACAUAUUGUCACCACUCGGCAGAAGCAGGGAGCAUACACGCAGGCGGAUGUGGACAAGCAGAUCGCAACCAUGAACUCCGCCUACGCCCCAUCCGGCUUCAGCUUCAAUCUCCUCGACACUUCCUUCACCGUCAACGACGACUGGGCCUCCGCCGGCCAGAGCACAGCAGCAGAGCUGGAGAUGAAGACGGAGCUGCGGCAAGGAAGCUACGACACCCUGAACCUCUACUUCCUGUCCGAUCUCGGUGGCGGCCUGCUGGGCUUCUGCUACUUCCCAGAGCAAGACCCGAGUGCUCAAGACAAAAUACUGGAUGGCUGUGUCAAUCUCGCUGGAUCGAUGACUGGAGUGGGCGAGUAUCCAGACUACGAUCUAGGCUACACUACUGUCCACGAGACGGGCCACUGGCUCGGCCUCUUCCACGUCUUCCAAGGCAACUCCUGCACCGGCAGCGGCGACUACAUCUCCGACACGCCCGCCCAGUCCUCCGCCACACAAGGCUGUCCCGCCACCAAGGACAGCUGCCCUGGCCAGCCGGGCGCGGACAGCAUUUCGAAUUUCAUGGAUUAUAGCUAUGAUGAGUGCUUGGACUCGUUUACGGCGAAGCAGGGGGCGAGGAUGUUUGCGGUGUACGAUCAGUACCGGGCUGGGAAAUAG